Molecule: messenger RNA, 2513 nt
Organism: Xiphophorus hellerii (green swordtail)
Lineage: Eukaryota; Metazoa; Chordata; Actinopteri; Cyprinodontiformes; Poeciliidae
Product: sterile alpha motif domain-containing protein 3-like
Exons: 4
Coding region: 23-1630 (535 amino acids)
Source: RefSeq, a predicted model, not a curated record
ACUUUUGUCUAUUCUUGUCAGGAUGGCAGAGAUGGAGGCAAAACUCAGAGUAAUAAUUGACGACCGAAUUGAGAAGUUGGUCCUUCCAUCAGGAAUCCCGCCCACUGUGGAGGAGCUGCAUAAUAUUGUGAAGGAGACCUUUGGGAUUUCUACUGAGUUCAGUCUUCAGUAUUUUGACUUGGAAUUUGAAGAUUAUUUUACUCUUCACAACAGUGAUCUUAUCAAACACAAAGGCACUAUAAAGGUUGUUCACACUUCUCCUAUUCUUCUGAACUUGUAUGCAGCUCAUGAAAGUUUGGACAGUUCCUUUGUUCAACAGUCCACUGACUGUGACUCUGCAUCGUUUGAAGAGUCAACUGCAUCAAAUGCAGAGUCAUCUGCUGGAACAUCUUCUUCACAGGACACCAUUAUCCUGUCUGGGCGCAGUACCACAGAACGCUGUCAGCCAUGGCCAAAGCAGUUCCCCAUUCCACAGUUUGCAUACGAAACUGAGAUGUACCUUGAAAGAGGCAAUGAGGACUACAAGAAGAAUGGAACACUUCUCACUACCUCUAAGAUCAAGGCAGACAUACUUGAGAAACUGGCUGAAACUGUAUAUACUUAUACAGCCUAUCCAUCAGGUUCACAGAUAAGUGAUGUUGCUCAGGCACUUGUCAAUAAAUAUCCUUUUCUCAAGGAACCCGGUUCCUUUGCAGGUUACUAUGGCUGGCAGCAAAGCCUUAAAUACAAGAUGUCAAAUUAUCGCACCAAACUCAGAGGCUACGGUGUUCCUGAGGUGUUAUGCAAUGCACUGAAACACAAGACCCCUGCGGACAAGAAGUCUGCAAAGAAUGUAAAAAAGCCUCGAAAAGCAGAGGUAAAUUUCCUUCCUCCUUACCCGGCUGGAGAGGAUGAAGAAAGUCAAGAACAAGAGAGGAUUCAGUUGCUUACUGAAGUAAAGAAAAAGGACAACAACGCAUUGAUAAAAGAAAAAAUGGCCAAAACAUUUGCACACAGAAGAAACGAAAUCAUCAACCAAUCACCCAGUAUAGGGGACAUCAAAGCCAGAUGGCCCGCUCUAUUUGAGACAUCUCACAUCCAGGAUGAGUUUCACAGAAUCACAAUGGUGCAUCUUGAAUCAAAGUUCAUGUCCAAACUGGAUGAAUAUACUCCUCGACUUCUGAACCUCUUCCACUCCAAGGGCGGAAACAUGGGGUUGAGAUUGCAGGCUAUCCUACUCAAGACUCCAAGCAAUCCUGACAUCAACAUGACCAGAGAUGUUAUCAUUCGAUGUUUGAUGCUGUACCUUGGGGAAUCUACAGAUCAACUCUUAAAAGAGUACGAUGAUGCUGAUGAAGACAGUGUGUCACAGGACCUUGCUGUUCAAAGCCUGAAGAUCUACAAUGUCAAAGCUAACAUGUCAGAGGAUCCAGACAUCGGUAUCGUGGUGGACGGCGUGAAAAUUCUAACUGCUCUGGGUAACUUUCCAAGGGCUUGCUCCCUGCUUGUUGGGUUGGCAUAUGCUGUGAAUCUUGCCUAUCCAAAGGAGCUCAGAUACACGUUUGAAGUGUUUCAGAAACUUCUCCUCGGGCUGGAUAGUUCAAAGCUCUCCCCAAAAGUGAACAGCCUCAGGAAUAAACUACUGGCUUAAGAAAACGGACCCUUGCUAAACAAAAGGGAAUAGACAAGUCAAAGUCACUGUGAAAACCAACACGCAAAACUUUGUGAAAUGCUCUGUGAAGUUAGUUACAAUUAGGGUAAUUUUCAGUUCAGUGGAUUUCUGCAUGUGUAUUUUUUCUUGCAGUACAUUACAGUUAACCACCCUUUUUCUAAGGACUGACCCCUUGUUCUCAUAUGUGGUAGUGCGGCCUGUUAUAUGGCUUUGGAUCUGUUCAGGUCUGUCACAUAAGCCCUUGUGCCUUUUAUAGACCAUAGAGCAUCCACUAUUGCCUUUUUGGAGAGUCCAUGCAGGCUUCACCACUGAAGGGUGAUGAUCUGCAGACUGCAAAACUUUGUUGUGUUUCAUUUGCACUUUAUAUAAUAUGUUUUUGUUCAGUUCUGUCUUUCAACUUAUUUUUCGAAAAGGAAAAUAAGUGUCAUGGAGCCAAGGGCCCCAACACAGUGACAAGAUGUAGCAUAAACAUACAAAAAAAGAAAAUGGAAGUUUUUAUGCCUCCAAGGUCUCGCACAUCUCUCACAUCUUGUCAUGUGUUUUCCCCAGGUACGUUUUAUGUGCAUACUUGUUUUGUGCUCUGCAUGCCUCUUAAACAUAAAGUGAACUCUUAUGUGAUUGAUAAAUUGUUGAAGCAAGCUUAACUGAGUCCAAGUUGAUUGUUGUUGAUGUGAUGGUUCUAAAAAAUCAUGUUAACUAUACUUUGAGCAGAGUGGCACUAUGUUUUUGACUUGAUACUGAUAUAUAUUGCCCCUUCUCUGUUUUAUUGUUGUAUUUUGGAAUUUUGCACUUGUUGGGUGCUGGAUAAACACGUUUUAUAAAGUUGCACAAAUAAAUGCUGCUGCUGUUUUAUGCAUUGUAA